Molecule: messenger RNA, 225 nt
Organism: Gongylonema pulchrum
Lineage: Eukaryota; Metazoa; Nematoda; Chromadorea; Rhabditida; Gongylonematidae
Source: the annotation of a GenBank genome assembly
GGUGCAGUGAGUAUUUUGUAUCGUCACGAUCAGGCAAAUGCUGCGAAGCACGAAGAAGAGUAUAUUGACCUCUUUAGCAACCCGUUCCCUGCAGCUGUCCGAGGUUUCGUGGACGAUAUCAUCGAGCCGCACACAACACGCCGCCACAUUUGCUUGGAUCUGAACGUGCUCGAAACCAAAAUGCUCAAAAAUCCGAAAAAGAAGCAUGGCAAUAUCCCGCUAUAA